AGUGGGGCGGAGCCGUGCCGACCUUCUGCGCAGGCGCAGCUGGUCGAGCACGCGCGGCGCAAUGCCGGGGAAGCAUUUAUCAAGAGUCCUGUCUUUAUAUAGGCGGAUCUUGCAGCUACAUCGGGCUCUGCCCCCGGACCUCAAAGCCCUGGGUGACCAGUACGUGAAGGACGAAUUUAGGAGACAUAAGACUGUUGGUCCUGGCGAGGCCCAGCGUUUCUUGAAGGAAUGGGAGACAUAUGCAGCAGUGCUGGGGCAACAAGCUAAGGACAGCAGACAAAGUUCAACUGGAAAAGCAUGUUUUGGCACCUCUCUCCCAGAAGGAAAACUCAAUGACUUUCGUGAUGAGCAAAUUGGACAGUUGCAAGAGCUGAUGCAAGAAGCUACUAAACCCAAUCCGCAGUUUAGUAUCACUGAGUCUACAAAACCACAGUUGUGAUAAAAUAAUCCUAACAAAGUGGCUAAAGUUUAUAACCUGUUACCUCAUCUACCACUGACUCUCUAAAACAUAUUCUUUCAGCUCUAAUGGAAUAGUCUCUUAUUUUUGGACAGUGUGAAUUACGCAUGCAUCAAGAUCACAAAUGCUACACUAAUGCCAUCCUUGCAAUGACAUAUUUAUUUGCUCUGUGGAAUGUAGUUUUAUGGAAUUUAACUUCUGGACUAACAAAAGGUGUUAAAAAAGAAUACACUUUGGAAUUAUGCUGAUAUUUUUUUGUAUAUGAAUUUGUUUUAAAUUCUGUUCCCAUCAAGCAUUAGCUUUCUGAUUUGUCUCUAGCUUCAUCAGUUAAAUAAACAUAUCAUAAUAAUGGAA
This is a messenger RNA of Mastomys coucha (southern multimammate mouse), 811 nucleotides long. It is a transcript of the gene Sdhaf3, whose product is annotated as succinate dehydrogenase complex assembly factor 3. The transcript has 2 exons. The coding region runs from base 62 to 439 and encodes 125 amino acids. Gene Ontology annotation, biological process: succinate metabolic process; mitochondrial respiratory chain complex II assembly. Lineage: Eukaryota; Metazoa; Chordata; Mammalia; Rodentia; Muridae. Gene Ontology annotation, cellular component: mitochondrial intermembrane space; mitochondrion. The record is from RefSeq and is a predicted model, not a curated record.